Messenger RNA from Cuscuta europaea, 930 nucleotides. The record is from the annotation of a GenBank genome assembly. Lineage: Eukaryota; Viridiplantae; Streptophyta; Magnoliopsida; Solanales; Convolvulaceae.
CUUAGGUUGAAAACUCAGCUCUCUGAGAAACACUAAAGCAGAACAAUAUAUGGAGCCUUUUACCGCAUUAUCCAGUCCCAGGAUAUCUUUCUCAGCUGAUUAUCUUGAUGAGAAUGAUUUUAUAUCAAUAUGCCCCAAUUCAGAUGCACAAAAAGAAAAGGAGAAAGUCUGCAAUGCCCCAGAGUUUGAAUUUCUUUCCGGCGAGCUGAAGAGCGAAAGCUGCCUGAUAACGCCGGCCGAUGAGCUGUUCUUCGAGGGAAAGAUGAUCCCUUUCUGGGAAAUGACCCAUUUUGAGAAAAAGCUCGGCAAUAUCAGCCUGAAGACUGAGGAGGAAGAGGAGAUGGAGAAGCAGAGGAAGGAGGCCAGCUGGUUUCUUGAUGACGAUCCGUCGCCGAGGCUGCCGAAAUGCAUUGUUAUGUGGAAAGAGCUGCUGAGGUUGAGGAGAAACCGGCCGUCUUCCUCCCUGUCCCCGUCUUCUUCCACGUCUUCGUCUUCGUCGUCGGGCUCCCUUCCGCCGCCGGCAGAUGAGCGGCCGGGAAGAAGCAGGGAGAAGGGUGCAGGGAAGGUAAUGAAGAUGAAGAAAGGCGGGGUGGACACGGCCAAAUCUGCAGCAACUAUAAGGGAUUACUCUGGUCUUGAAAAAUGUUCUGCAUACUACACAUAAUUUUGAAUCAAAGCUAGUGAGCAGAACUUUGAUCUCCAUUUUAGUUUGGCCGUUUUAUGUUAUCAUGAAACUUAUUUGCUUUUUCCUAGGUUAGUGAAAUCAAUAAUUUUUUGAGUUUAAUUAUCUCCAAUUGCAUUGUUAAAAUAUGACUCCGUGUUAUAUAUCACCAUUUUAAUAUGAACGUCUAUGUAUAUCAAACACACAAAAGACCUUGUUAGCAAAAUGUGGUAGUUACCUUGGUUUUAUGUGGACUGUUUUGAGUGUCA